Closterium sp. NIES-65 is the source of this 4623-nucleotide messenger RNA. NCBI's taxonomy places the organism in Eukaryota, Viridiplantae, Streptophyta, Zygnematophyceae, Desmidiales, Closteriaceae. The record is from the annotation of a GenBank genome assembly.
AUGACCUAUUACCGCGCGCGCGGACACCCCCUCGAUUCCCUCGUCGACCUCUCGCACCUCUCCUCCCUGCCCUCGCCCGCACACCCCUUCGCGCCCACCCGCAACGCACAUGCGCUCGCGCAGCGGUUCUCCGCGCCCACCUCCCCUUCCGGCUCCUCCGUUCACUCCGCCUUCGGCCCCUCCUCCGCUUCUGUCGUUCUCCCCCCUUCCUCCGCCUCCGCAAUCCUUCCGCCCCCUGCCCGCGGAGGCUCCGCCAACUACCGCUUCGCGCUGACCAAGCCUGGCGCAGGGGAACCAGGCGGAGGGGGAACAGGCGCGGGCGGGGUAGGGGAAUGGGUGGCGGAAGUGCACGCGCAGCAGAGAGGGAAUGAUGGGACGGGGGAAGGGGCUGGGCGAGGGGAAGGGCAGGGAAGCUCCGCGGAACGGGGGGAAUCGACGCGAGGGGGUGAGAAGGUGUGGAGGUCCCGCGUGGACAUAGGCGGGUCAGUGGAGGGUGGCGCGCUCCACUCAUCACCCACCCCAUUCCCCCUCUCCCCACGCUCUCACUUCGUCCCGCUCUCCUCCCCUUCCCGCCCGCACCCUGCCCUGCCCCUCUCCCCCUCCCCCACAUACGACCUCCCUAUCGCGCAUUACAGCUCCUCCCCCUCCGCCAGUGCUUCCCCCUUCCCCCCUGCGCGCAGCCCCUUCUCUCCCCCGUCCGCAGAGCUCCUGGCAGGCGCAGCGGCGAGAGGGGCGGGCAGGGCGGGCAGGGAGGGGGGCAUGGCGCGGGGAGGGGCGGAGCAGCUGUGGCGGGAGCGGGUCCUGGCAGCAGCAGGGGCGGCAGGGGGGGCUGCGCCCUCCGCUGCCCCCCCACCAGCAGCACUGGCGGUGGGGGGAGCAGCAGGGGCGGGGGAGUUGGUGGUGGGGGGACAGAGGGUGGACGCGGGGGGGCUUCUGGGGGGAGUGAUGGCGCAGAGGCGCGCAGUGGGAGGAGGGGGGAGAGGGGGGGCAGGGGGUGUAGGUGGGAUUGGGGCAUGGUAUGGGGUGGGCGGGGCAGGGGGGAUUGGGGGGGAACAGUAUGGGGAUGGGUACGGGGAGGCGCAUAAGAGGAGGCGGAGGGGGGUGGUGGGGUUGGCGGUGGGAGCAGCAGAGCAGGUGUGGCGGUGGUGGCAGGAGGCAGAGUGGGUGAGGGACUGGGCGAGGGACGGCAGAGAAGGCAGGGAGCAGAGGGACGGCAGGGAAGAGAGGGAUGGGAGAGAGGGCAGGGAGGGGAGGGAGGGGAGGGGUGCACGGAGAAGGCAGGUUGCGAUGCAGGCGGCAGGAGACCCCUCGCCCCGCGCGGCAUCAGGAGCAGCAGCAGUGCACAGCGAGCUGCUGCGGCACUUCCAGGCGGACCUGGCGCGCCUAGCCCCCCCAUACCCCCCAUUCUCCCCAUCCCCCCCAUCCCCCGUUCCCCUCCCCACGCACCAGGCCGAAGGUGACCCGUCGCCCCGGGCGGCAUCAGCAGCAGCAGCAGUGCACUCUGACUUACUGCUGCACGCCCAGGAGGACUUGGCGCGCCUGGAGGGCGCGGAGGAGGGGCAGUCAUGCUGGGCGCUGCACGAGCGCGCGCUGCUCCUCCCCCCCUCGCCCCACUCGCCCUCCCCCGCGCUGCUUUCUGCCCUCCGCGUCUACGAGCGCAUGCACGAGGUGAGGGAGAGAGGAGGGAGGGUGAGGGAGGGGUGGUGGUGGGGUUGGGGGGGGAAGUGUGGGGGACAAGGGGGAUGGUUCCCUGCGCUGCUCGCUUCUCUCCGCGCCUACGAGCGCAUGCACGAGGAGUGUGUGGCGGGCGUGCAGAGCUGGGAGGCACAUGCGGAGAAACUGGAGGCGCCACGAAGCACAUGCAGCUACCUGGUGUGGUACGAGCCACAGACGCACCCCAGUGUGGCACAGCGCCUGCUGUCGCUGCUAUCGGCCUUCCUCUACGCUUUGCUCACCCACCGCGCCCUGCUAGUUGACACUCACGGCGACCUGCCCAGCUGCACUCGCUUCGCAUGCCCCAUCUCCACGCUCUCAUACCCCAUCUCCACCCUCUCAUACCCCAUCUCCACCCUCUCAUACCCCAUCUCCACCCUCUCAUACCCCAUCUCCACCCUCUCAUACCCCAUCUCCACCCUCUCAUGCCCCAUCUCCACGCUCGCAUGCCCCAUCUCCACGCUCUCAUACCCCAUCUCCACCCUCUCAUACCCCAUCUCCACCCUCUCAUACCCCAUCUCCACCCUCUCAUACCCCAUCUCCACCCUCUCAUACCCCAUCUCCACCCUCUCAUACCCCAUCUCCACCCUCUCAUACCCCAUCUCCACCCUCUCAUACCCCAUCUCCACGCUCUCAUACCCCAUCUCCACCCUCUCAUGCCCCAUCUCCCCCCAGUCCUCAUGCCCCCAGUCUGCUGUGCAACCCCUUCCCGCGCUCCCCCUGGUGGCUGCUCGCUCUGCCUCAUCACUCCUCCUCAUCCUCCCCCCGUCUCCUGCUAUUUGCAUCCCCCCCCCCAAGCCUGCUGUGCAUCCCCUUCCCGCGCCCCUCAUGGUGGCUUCUCGCCCUGUCUCAUCACAUCUCCGCAUCCUCCCCCCAUCUCUCCCUCCUGUCAUCUCCCCUUCAUCUCCCCUCCCCCCCAGUCUGCUGUGCAACCCCUUCCCGCGCUCCUCCUGGUGGCUGCCCGCGGGCCUGCCAGAGCAUUUCCGCCUGCACCCGCCGCACCAGGGCGAGUGGGUCAACGGCAGCACCAGCAACAGCUUCUUCGCUCCACUCAACCGCAGGGACGUGGCCACCAUCUACUUUGAGGUGAGUGAGGCUGCUGCCGUGCCCAUGCCCAUGCACAUUCACAUGCACACCUACCUGCUGUUCCCACGUGGGUACCAUCACGCAUGCAGCACAGGACUUGCCUGCAAGCCUGACCCCUCGUCUCCACUCGCCAUCUUCUCAUCCCCACCUCCCCACCUCACCCUCCCCACCUCCCCACCUCACCCUCCCCACCUCCCCACCUCACCCUCCCCACCUCCCCACCUCACCCUCCCCUCCUUCCCACCUGCUGCCCUUUGCCUUACUGUCCCUCCCCUUCCCUUCCAAUUCGUUCACCCGCCCCAUCCCCGUCCACCCCACAGGCACAGCGCUACCCAUGGGAUGAGCAGUUCUUCUGCUCCUCCAUGCAAGCCCAACUCGCCCGCAACGCCACACCCAACUCGCCCGCAACGCCACAUGGCUGGCCAUGCUGAGCAGCGCUAUGCAUGGGAUGAACAAUUCUUCUGCUCCUCCAUGCAGACCCAACUCGCCCGCAACGCCACAUGGCUGGCCAUGCUGUGCGACCAGCACCUGCUGCCCUCGCUCUUCCUGCUGCCCGCCUUCCACCGCCCGCUGCACCGCCUCUUCCCCUCCCGCGUGCUGCUGCACCCGCUCGCGCGCUACCUGCUGCUGCCCGCCAACGCCGUGUGGGAGCGCGCUCUGAGGGCGCAUCAGGGCCACCUCGCGCAUGCAUGGCGGUCCGUGGGCGUGCAGCUUGCAAGUUGGGGGAGCGUUGCGAUGAAAGAGGCGAUGAGGGAGCAAGCCCUGGAGUGCGGCAUGUCACACGGCGUGCUGCCGCUGCCCCUGGCGCCGUCGCAGCUCGCCGCCUUCCUCAAUCACUCCUCCCGCGCGCGCCACCUCUCCCUCUCCUCCCGCUCCCUGCUGGAUGGGGACAGAGAGGAGGGGGAGCGGGGAGGGCAGGGGGAAGGACAGGGGGAAGGGAAAGGGGUAGGGAAGGGGGAAGGGGUGCAUAAGAAGGCAGGUAGCGGGGGGGGUAGCCCUCAGCGGCGGCGGUUUGGGCUCUUCUCUCGGCCGCAGGGUGGGGAGGGAAGGACGGCGUCACACAACAAAGUGGGGAAGGUUGGAGCAGGCAUGGGUGCAGGCGGGCAGAUAAGAGAACACACUGGGGAAACAAGCUCCGUCUCUCAUGAUGCUGCAGGUGGUGGUGGUGCUGGCGAUGCUAGUGAGGGUGAACCCGGCAGCAGCCGUGGCGUGGUGAGGGGGAGGGCGAGGGCACGGGUGGUGGCAGUGUUUGUGGCGGCAGACAGCUUCGCGGCGUUCAAGUUCUUCAAACGCGCCUACGCGCAGUGGCCCACUGAGGACCACAGUGUGGUGGCGGUGCAUGCUGAGGUGGAGGAUGACUCGGAGGAGCGCCUGCUGUCGGCCAAUCAGAUGGAGAUUUUGCGGAUCUGGCUGCUCAGCACGUGCCACGUCAUCAUUGCCAGCCCAGAAUCACCCGAGGGCUAUCUAGCCAGCGGCCUUGCCGGCCGCCCACCCUUCCUGCUCUCACACCCCCCUGCCACCACCGCCACCACCGAGAGUCACCACGGCGAUCCAGCAGCAGCAGCAGUGGCAGCCGCUGCAGCAGCAGCAGGCAGAGAGCACCAGGGGGGAUGCACGCGCAGUUGGUCAGCAGAGGGGUGUCACCUGGGGGCUCCUCUCGCCCUCACGUGCUCGUCAGACCCGCGAGGGGACGGGUCAGGAGGGGUGAGGGAGCGAGAGCACCGCUCCUCCGACCCGGCGCGCUGGCUGCCUUUCCUGCGCCGCUGUGCUGACCACCCUCAAGGGCUUACGCUCCUGGCCAAGCUCACUCACCCUGACCCGUGA